Molecule: messenger RNA, 1011 nt
Organism: Exophiala aquamarina CBS 119918
Lineage: Eukaryota; Fungi; Ascomycota; Eurotiomycetes; Chaetothyriales; Herpotrichiellaceae
Exons: 2
Coding region: 1-1011 (336 amino acids)
Biological process (GO): secondary metabolic process
Cellular component (GO): cytoplasm
Molecular function (GO): carboxy-lyase activity; hydrolase activity
Source: RefSeq, a predicted model, not a curated record
AUGGGAGGCUCCUCGUUCACUGUUGAUGUUCACACUCAUCCCGUCCCAGAAAGCUAUCGACGAGCUCUCCUUGGCGCUGGCUAUGGAAGCAGUAACGCGAGCGAUUUGUUUGUUGACGGAUUCCGCACCCCAGAAUGGACGCUCGACGGAUACCUAGAAGACUGUACUGCGUUUGGAUAUAACUACUCCAUCCUCAGCAUCACCGCCCCCGGCCUGUCAUUUCUGCGAGGCAAUGCGCGGGCCAGGACGUUGGCCCGCGAGCUCAACGAUGAAAUGUCGGGUUGGAUGGGACAACAUCCCAAGCGGCUCGGUGCGUUCGGUAUCCUGCCUCUUCCUGACAUCAACGCCUCGCUGGCAGAGAUCGCUUACUGUUUGGACGAGCUCGGGUUUGACGGGAUCGGUCUCUACACCAACGUCGACGGUGUGUACCUAGGCGACUCGUUGUUUGACCCCAUAAUGGCAGAAUUGGAUCGCCGCAAUGCCACCGUCUUUGUUCAUCCCGCUGGACCGACUGAAUCUCCUGCGCUAGACAACAUGUCGCUACCUGUGAUCGAGUAUCCAUUCGACACCACCCGGGCGAUCGCCAACAUGCUGUUCAAACAAACACGGCUCAGAUACCCCAACAUGAAGAUUAUCUGGAGCCACGCGGGAGGAACAGUCCCAUUUCUAGCGUCUCGUUUAGCUCUACAGUCUACCCUACCAUGGCACGGAGGGAGAGAUUUCGAAGGUUCUUACUCCGAGCUGCAAGGCUACUACUACGACACUGCCGUUACCUUGGGCAACGCACAGUUUGCCGCUCUCAAGGAGUUUGUGGGGGACGACAAGAUAGUGACCGGCUCAGACUUUCCGUACAUGCCUGCAAGCGCCGUCCCCAUUGCACAGGCAGCGUUGGAAUCAUAUCAUGGGUUUACAGAGUGGGACCGCGAAAGGAUUGCUUGGAAGAAUGCAUUCGAGCUCUUCCCAGCAUUGAAGACCAAGUUUCCAGAGGUGGUUGCUAACUCCACAACCUAA